UUCACAACUUUUAUGAAUAUAUAAUAAAUAUUCCUUUUCUGUAUGUGUUAUAUACUUUUCAUCUUGUUUUGUAAUUAUUCAAUUAUACUUAAUACAUAUGUUUAUAAAAAUAUUAGACGGAAAUUGAGAAAAUGUAAUAUAUCAACUAUUUAUACAGAAUGGAAUGGAAUUUAUAAUUUAAUGACUUCAGUGAAGUGGAAAAUUAAAAAUUAAGUUAAAAAUGUUAAUAGUUUGGAAUAAUUUGGAAUGACAAUGUCUUCCUCAUCAAUUCAGAACAAAGAAGGACACACCAGCACAGAUGGUGGUAGUAAUUCAAAGAACAAAUGGGAAUGCCUAAAAAAAUGGAUUCACUGUAUUUGCGUUGUGGCAUUUGAUCUUGAACUAGGACAGGCAAUUGAGGCUAUUUAUCCGUCUCACAUUAAACUGUCUGAACAAGAAAGAUCAAAUGUCUGUUAUUUAGCUUUUCCUGAUUCAAAUUCAGGAUGCAUGGGCGAUACUCAAUAUCAUGUUAGAAUUAGACAAAGCGGAAGUAAUUCACAAUUGAAUUCCGCCUUGAAAAAUUAUGAUAAAAAUGCUCCAAUAUUUUUGCGAUCUGACGCUUAUCAUUAUUGGGGUUAUGUUUAUUUUCGUCAAGUUAAAGAUAGAACAUUGCCUAGAGGAUAUUUUCAAAAAAGCGUUAUCGUGAUAUCAAAACUUCCAUUUGUAAAUUUUUUCACUGAAGUAGUUGCGUUAAUAGCUCCGAAAUUUUUUGAAAUGGGAAAUAGUGCAAUGGAUGCGAUAGUUAAUGAAAUUGCCGAUUGGCCUGCUCCAGUACCUGGCGAUGUUGUUCACUUGCCACUUAUGGGCGUCUUAUUUCAAACCUACAUCCCGAAUAAUUAUCGUAAAUUAUCAGUGUCGGAUGUGGCGUCAAAUUCAACACUUCGCAAGGACUCGGAUCAAUAUCUUGUUUUAACUUCAGUGUAUGAAGAUAAUAUAUUUCAGAGUUUAGCUGUUGUUGUUACUCAUAUUCAUUUAUUGUGGGAACUUGUUUUACUGGCUGAACCGAUUGUCGUUAUGGCCUCGUCUCCUACAAUGUGCUCAAGAAUGGUUCAGGCCUUGACAGCAAUGAUAACUCCAUUAAAAUACAAUGCAGAUCAUCGACCUUACUUUACAAUUCACGACUCUGAAUUUAAGGAAUACACAACAGAUACCCAAAAUCCACCAGCUGUAAUUCUCGGAGUUACAAAUCCUUUUUUUGCCAAAACUCUUCAACAUUGGCCUCACAUUGUUCGAAUUACGGAUACCGCAUAUUCUGAGAACUUUAAACAUAGAAUAAAAAAGUCUGAAAACCUGAAAAUACUAGAUUCAAAACCAGGCGUUUAUACCGAGUAUAAACCAUUUUUGCAAAAGGACAAAGCCAUUAUAAAGAAAUUACUUAGGGGAAUUCAGACAAAGAGACCUGGAGAGGCUCAAACUGUUCUUCUAAGACGACAUUUAAUUGAACUUACUGAAAGUUUUAUGAUUCCUCUUGAAAGAUACAUAGCAAGUCUUAUGCCACUGCAAAAGAAUAUAUCACCUUUUAAGGCAACACCAAUACCUAAUUUAUUCGAACAAGAGGAUUUCUUGUCUACAUUAAGUAGUUCUGGUCCACAAUUGACUAGCGGUAUAAAAGGCGACUGGGUGGGACUUUAUCGAAGCUUUCUUAAAUCUCCAAAUUUCUCCGGAUGGUUUCACACGAGAUAUGCGGAAUUGUCUCAAAAAAUUGAGGCUAUUCAUCUUGAAACCUUAUCCCAAGCGGAUUUAACAACUUGGAUCCAGGGUAAACAGGAGGUCGAGUUAGUCGAUAUGGUUCUGCGAAUAAGACAGAAACUUAAAAAAAGCAAUGAAUACGACGUCCCUGUAGGAAAUUCCGUGCAAGACAUGUUGCGAGAGAGAAUAAACGACAUUACGCGCACACUGCCUGAUGACCUGAAAAUAAUUCUCAAUCACAACUCUUGACAUUUUAGUAAAAAUUUUCUUUUUUCUAUGUUUUGUCACUCCAAUUAUCAUUCUAAUGAAACAACUUCUAUCUUACAGGAUAGAAGAGAAUCUUAUGGGUGACUCCAAAAAAUUUUCUAAACAUAUUUUUUGAGAUUUUUUAUUUUGAUUUAUUUUAAUCACUGACCAUAUGAUUAUUUUUUAAUAUUCCGAUAUAUUUACAUAAUUUUAAAUUUUUUUGAUAGUUCGGGAUAUGGGAUUAGAAAUUAGAAUACUCUUCUCUAUUAUGAGCUGAGAUUAUAUUAUAAUUUACUCAUUUUUAAGAAAAUCAAUUUUUAUUCACUUCAAUCUAUGUCUGAAUUCUUCCAUAUUUUAAUAAUGAUAAUAAUGUAUAAAACUGUAAAAAGGAAGGUUGUGAAAAAUUUUUGUUACAAAGAGAUUAAUAUUAAAGUAGAGUAAAAGCUUCUUUUUAAAUACUAGCUCUACAAUGCAGUAUUUGCCAAACUUGAUGAACGUGAAUAUUUUACGUGAAUUGAGAAAAUAAUAAAAUCAAUUGUAUAAAAGAAUCUCAAUGAUUAUUAUGAAUUGCAUGCAAGUAAAGUUUCUAUAAUUUAGUUUAGAAAAUUUAUGUACAUAUAUAUUUGUACGCGGUUCAACGUUCCAUUAUUUUAUUAGUAUUGAAUUGUUAAAUAUCAGAAGUCUAGGGGAAUAGAAAGUGCGGAUUAUCGAUCAUUUAAAAUCUUUCUUUACGAAAGUUAUUUUAGAAUUAAGUGUCGAUUUCUGUAUUUGUUAAGAAAUAUAUUUUUCAUAAAAACUUAAA
Molecule: messenger RNA, 2776 nt
Organism: Leptopilina heterotoma
Lineage: Eukaryota; Metazoa; Arthropoda; Insecta; Hymenoptera; Figitidae
Product: protein DENND6A
Exons: 9
Coding region: 247-1977 (576 amino acids)
Cellular component (GO): recycling endosome
Molecular function (GO): guanyl-nucleotide exchange factor activity
Source: RefSeq, a predicted model, not a curated record